This is a messenger RNA of Arabis nemorensis, 192 nucleotides long. The record is from the annotation of a GenBank genome assembly. Lineage: Eukaryota; Viridiplantae; Streptophyta; Magnoliopsida; Brassicales; Brassicaceae.
AUGGAUCGCGGAAAGAGAGUGAUGCACCCUGAAGCCGAUUUCGUUCUAAACAAGGAACCAUGGGAAAAUGAAGAAGAGUGUGAGAAGACAAAGAAGAAGGCUAGGAUUUGCAAACUUGAAGCCGAACUCGAUCAUGUACUGGUAACAACUAAAACAGUGAAACAGUGUAAUGAGGUAAUUGUUUUCGUCUAA